Messenger RNA from Carassius auratus (goldfish), 1910 nucleotides. RefSeq names its product tubulin alpha chain, testis-specific-like. Gene Ontology annotation, biological process: microtubule-based process. Gene Ontology annotation, cellular component: microtubule. The record is from RefSeq and is a predicted model, not a curated record. The transcript has 8 exons. NCBI's taxonomy places the organism in Eukaryota, Metazoa, Chordata, Actinopteri, Cypriniformes, Cyprinidae. Bases 139 to 1593 code for a protein of 484 amino acids. Gene Ontology annotation, molecular function: GTP binding; structural constituent of cytoskeleton.
CACAAACAAUGUUUUCUUUCUAUGCGGCGAAAUCAGGAGAAAAUAUAAAGUAAAAUUAAUCAAAUUACCAGUGUAAAUUCGAAGGCUUACGUAUCUAUCUCGCCUUAACAUUAAAUAUCUUAACAUUAAAUCUAUAAAAUGCGCGAGUGUAUCUCCAUUCAUGUGGGUCAGGCUGGAGUUCAGAUCGGUAACGCGUGCUGGGAGCUGUACUGUCUGGAGCACGGAAUGCAGCCGGACGGGCGCAUGCCCACCGACCAGACCACCUCCGGCGGAGAUCAGUCCUUCAGGACUUUCUUCAACGAGACCGGCGCCGGGAAAAGUGUGCCCAGAACUGUGUUCGUGGACCUCGAACCCACCGUCGUUGAUGAGGUUCGAACUGGAACAUAUAGACAGCUGUUUCACCCAGAGCAGCUGAUAACUGGGAAAGAGGACGCUGCCAAUAAUUACGCCAGAGGCCAUUAUACCACUGGCAAGGAAAUAGUAGAUGUGGUAAUUGACCGUGUUCGCAAACUGUGUGACCAGUGCACUGGACUACAAGGAUUCCUCAUCUUCCACAGUUUUGGCGGUGGAACUGGUUCGGGUUUUGCUUCACUGCUGAUGGAGAGGCUGUCUGUUGAUCAUGGCAAGAAAGCUAAGCUCGAGUUUGCAGUUUACCCUGCACCUCAGGUUUCCACCGCAGUGGUAGAGCCCUACAAUUCUAUUCUGACCACACACACCACCCUGGAGCACUCAGACUGUGCUUUCAUGGUGGACAACGAGGCCAUCUAUGAUAUCUGCCAAAACAACCUGGACAUAGAGCGGCCCACGUACACCAACCUCAACCGCCUCAUUGGGCAGAUUGUGUCAUCGAUCACCGCCUCCCUGCGAUUCGACGGAGCUCUCAACAUCGAUCUGACAGAGUUCCAAACCAACCUGGUGCCGUACCCUCGCAUCCACUUCCCCCUGGUCACAUACGCCCCGGUGAUCUCCGCAGAGAAGGCAUACCACGAGCAGCUGUCCAUCAUGGAAAUCACCAACUCCUGCUUUGAGCCAGUCAAUCAGAUGGUGAAGUGCGACCCUCGGCACGGGAAGUACAUGGCUUGCUGUAUGCUGUACCGUGGAGAUGUGGUUCCAAAGGACAUCAAUGCUGCCAUUAGAAGCAUAAAGGCCAAGAGGACCAUUCAGUUUGUUGACUGGUGUCCCACAGGGUUCAAGGUUGGUAUAAACUACCAGCCGCCAGCUGUGGUUCCAGGAGGCGAUCUGGCCAAAGUUCAAAGGGCAGUCUGUAUGUUGAGCAACACCACAGCCAUCGCUGAGGCCUGGGCUCGUCUAGAUCACAAGUUCGAUCUAAUGUACGCAAAGAGAGCCUUCGUGCACUGGUACGUUGGAGAAGGUAUGGAGGAGGGCGAGUUUACAGAGGCCCGUGAAGAUUUAGCCGCUCUCGAGAAAGAUUACGAAGAGGUGGGAGUCGACGCCCCCAAAGGAGAAGGAUGUCAUCCAGCCAGGCCAGAUCAUGCUGCGAGAAGAUCAGGUCCAGAGUCUUCCUCACAACCAUCAGGCCCAGAAUCUGACAGAGGAAACGGUCACAUGACAAUAGGGCAAACAAACGAGUAGCAGAACUCGCACCAUGACAGGGAAAAGGAUGGCGACCACAGUGGACUUGAGGAUCCAGAGGACGGCCAAACAGGUGAUCUGCACCAGAGUGAAGAGAUGCACGUGCCGCAGGGGGACGUGCCACAGGAAGACCAAAUCAGGCUGGUGCUUGGCUGGCAUGAGGAACAGCUUCAUCCUCUCCCAAAACUGAACAAAACAGGAAAGUCUGGUGAAAUCUACCAAAGGAAAUAUAUUUAUAUAAUAGUUCCAACUAUGUAUUAUUUUCUUUCUCUCACAAAAAGAGUUGGUAUAUAGUGCAAAACUACUUUUAAGGCCUU